Molecule: messenger RNA, 1572 nt
Organism: Odocoileus virginianus texanus
Lineage: Eukaryota; Metazoa; Chordata; Mammalia; Artiodactyla; Cervidae
Gene: NOXA1
Product: NADPH oxidase activator 1
Biological process (GO): superoxide anion generation
Molecular function (GO): protein binding; superoxide-generating NADPH oxidase activator activity
Source: RefSeq, a predicted model, not a curated record
AUGCCCUCGCUCGGGGACCUGCUGCGCGACUGGCACCAGGGCGCGCAGGCCGUGGCGCGCGGGGACUGGGACUGCGCCCUGCACCUCUUCUCGAGCGUCUCGGAGCCGCCCGCCAGGGUGAGCUUCAACGUGGGCUGCGUGCACCUGCUGGCCGGGGACCCGGAGGCCGCGCUGCGGGCAUUUGACCAGGCAGUGACCAAGGACACCUGCUUGGCUGUCGGCUUCCUCCAGCGCGGAGUGGCCAACUUCCAGCUGGAGAGGUUCCAGGAGGCCCUGUCGGACUUCCAGCGCACCCUGGCCCAGCUGAGGGACAACACCACCAUCGACUACACCCAGCUGGGCCUGCGGUUCAAGCUGCAAGCCUGGGAGGUGCUGUUCAAUGUGGCUGCAGUGCAGAGCCAGCUGGGGCUCUGGGCAAAGGCCGCCUGCAUCCUGGGAGACGCCCUCUCCAAGGGGCCAGAAGGGGCCCGCAACGACCUGGACGUCGCCCUGGGCCAAGUGCAGAAACAGGUCCCCCUGCAGCCUCGGCAGGUCCCCAGGGGUGAGGUCUUCCGGCCUCAUAGGCUGCACCUGGAGCACCUGGAGCCUGUGGAUUUCCUGGGCAAGGCCAAGGUGCUGGCCUCCACCCUCCCCGCCGACUCACAGAGGGUCGCCCCGCCGCAGCCACAGGCUCUGGACGCGUGUGCUGAAGCCAGGCCCGGGGCCGCUGCAUGCCCUCCAGGCGGGGUGCUCCUCUCCAGCUCGGGGCUCUGCAGGCCCACCUUCCACGAGGCCUUGCCCGUGGGUGAGGCCUGGGGACGAGGGUCCCUCCUCUCCAGGGCCUGUGAGACUGCCCCUGGCAGAGCUGGCACCCCCUGCAGCCCCAGGACACCUGCUGACGCGGAGAUGGAGGUCAGCUCCAGCCAGGCUGGGCAGCACCACCACGGCACGCUGGUCACUCACGAGAGUGCCCACGGGGAGCAUGCUGGCCAGCAGGUUCCUCCAGGGCUGCUGGCAGCCGGAGGGCCUGGCCCUGGCCCCUCCGAGGAACCCGCCGGCGCUGGAGGCGUGACAUCGGGGGACUCUGAGUCCUUGGUGACCGUCACUGUGCAGUGUGCCCUCACCCUGACCCUGACGGCCCCGAGAGGAGCUGACUUGUCCAGCCUACGGGCCCUGAUGAGCCAGGCCCUGCCCCGCCACGCCCAGCAUGCCCAGCUCAGCUACCGAGACCCCAGCGAGGACGGGCGCUGGAUGCCCCUCUCUGGGGAGGAGGUGCUGCGGAGGGCCUGGCGGGACGCGGCCGGCCCCGGGGGUCUGCAGCUGCAGUGCCGGGGAGUGGGCGGCCGGCCUGUCCUUUACCAAGUGGUGGCCCAGCAUGUCUACUCCGCCCAGAGGCCCGAGGAUCUGGCCUUGCAGCCGGGAGACACAGUGGACAUCCUGUGCGAAGUGGACCAGGCGUGGCUGGAGGGCCACUGUGAUGGCCGCGUCGGCAUCUUCCCCAAGAGCUUCGCCGGCCCGGCUGCGCAGCACGCCUGAGGAGCUCGGCGGAGGAGGCCAGGGCGGGGAGGGUUUAAUAAAGGCCUCUGCCUCCCA